Messenger RNA from Plasmopara halstedii, 540 nucleotides. RefSeq lists its product as uncharacterized. The transcript has 2 exons. The record is from RefSeq and is a predicted model, not a curated record. Lineage: Eukaryota; Oomycota; Peronosporomycetes; Peronosporales; Peronosporaceae. Bases 1 to 540 code for a protein of 179 amino acids.
AUGGCAUCGAUCGCCGCUUCCCCAGUGUACCCUGAAAGUCUUAAGAAGCGCUCACGUCAUGUUGAGUCGUUUGAUCUCUCGAGAAAACGCCAACGUCGAGGGGUAAACGACGGUAAUAGUCAAGAUGAAGACGCUGAUGUAGCCAAGUACAGUCAACGUCACGUUGAAUACUUUGAGCAGAUGAAACUUGCUGAAAUGAAUCGAAUAAAAACAGAGUACGACCAAUUUCUCAUGAAAAAAGACGUGGAAAUUCAGCGACUUGGACAGGAGUUACACUAUACUCAAGAGCGUAUUGCUUUACAAGACAAUGACAUGGCAAGACUUCAGAGUGAAAAUCGUUUACUUAAGCGUGCUGUAGCUAUUCAGAAUCAGCAAAAAGAGGAAGUACAGAAUGAAAAUCAGGCUUUGAAACAAUUGGCAACACAAGCCGCCGAGCAUAUAAAGCGUCUUGAACAGGCCAAUUACACGCUUCGAGUUCAUUUACAAACAAGUACUAGUACUACUAUUGGUCAUCACCAACAACCGCCUGAUGUGUACUAG